Trifolium pratense (red clover) is the source of this 1595-nucleotide messenger RNA. RefSeq lists its product as uncharacterized. The coding region runs from base 776 to 1045 and encodes 89 amino acids. The record is from RefSeq and is a predicted model, not a curated record. The transcript has 6 exons. NCBI's taxonomy places the organism in Eukaryota, Viridiplantae, Streptophyta, Magnoliopsida, Fabales, Fabaceae.
CAUCGGUUAUGUAUAAUUUUCCUAACUCUUUUGUCAUGUCAAUUAUUAUUAUGAGUAAUUAAUCUCAUCAGAUUAUGAAUUAUAGAUGAUUCUCUUUGAAACUAUCUGAAUCAUGUAACUACGUGUUCUCACUACUAAAAAAAGGUAAAUUAGUGAUGGAAAUUAGUGAGGGAACAAAAUUCCUCAUUAAUUAUGACGGAAUUAGAGACGGAAAAUUGCAUUUCCUUUAAAAAUCUAUAUUACUGACGAAAUUAGUGAGGGAUGUUUUUUUCCUCCCUAAAUUUCCAUCACAAAGGAAAAACAUUCCGUCACAAUAACAAUAUUUGUACCUACGGACAACCAAUACCGUCAGUGAAACUUUUAUUUAUUCUUUAUUUUAUAUAUAUAUUAUAUUAUUAUAUUAUUAUUGAUUAUUAUUAUUAUAUCAAAAGUAAGAGAAACGACUAAACACUGAGUUAUCCAAAUUUCAAACCAACUAGCUCAAGGUUGCUCUCGAUCGUUCUCAUCGCGUUUCCGAAAUUUCACUCAAUCGUUCAUUAACCUCCACUCUCAGUCCUUUAGAAUCGCUCUGGAUCAUUCGAAAAUUGUUCUCAAUCGUUCGAAGUCGCAUGUUGCAAAGAUGAAUUUGAGGUAAAUUUGAAACGAUUCAAUUUGUGUUUUGUUCAUCGUUCUCGUUCCAACUCAAUCAAAAUUUCUCAACUGAAAUUUGUUCGAAAUCGCAUGUUGUAAAGAUGAAUUUGAGGAAUUUAGACGUACCAAGGGAAACAUAAACUCAAUGAGGGAACAUGCAGAGCAUUUAGGUUCUUUUAAGGAUGAUAUUACUAUGAGUGGUGACAUUGCCAACCUUUCUCAAAACAAGAAAGGAAGACAAGGAUUAUCAACAAAGAAAACUGUCAGAUCGAUUCAAGAUGCUAAGGAUGAUAUCCUUGAUCUAAAUAAAACUGCUGAGGUCUUAGAGACUGCAAUUCCCAUUCUAAUAGGAAUCAAGUUUGAUGCUUUUGUUAGACUUCACCAAGAUUUGCAAUGGACAAUUGUAACACAGUGAUCAUCUUGAACGUCUUGUAUUUGAGGUUAACCACUGAUGUUAUAGCACCAUCCCCAUGGAAGAUUCACGUGGAAGGGUAAGUUACUCCUAAUUUAGUACGUACUAGGAUCAUAUUGUUUUAAAGCCAAAUGUUAUUCCGACCUUGAUCUCAUUUUAAUAUAGAUGGGAGAGGGCCAAUAAAUCCUAAGGGAUUGUAAUAUUACAAUAAUCUCAUCAAUGAACUAACAAGCCGAGGUUCUUUUGCAAACUAGUUUUACCUUAAAAAGUUCAAUUGGAGUUGUCAGCUGCAGAUUGGGAUCUACCACAAGCACUUGAAGACGAAUAUGGAGGAUGAGUUAGUCGAAGAAUUAUGUAUGGUUUGUAAACUAUAAGAUAUAGUUUGUUUUAUUUUAUCAUGUCUUAGAUAGGAGAUCAAAUUAAACAAACUAUAUCUAACACAUUAGAAAAAAAUGUAGUUACUGUAUUUUGUAAAUUGUGAGUAAUUUAUUUUCCCUAAAGUGUAUUUUUACUCUAUAUUUGUGAGUAAUUUGUUUUGAGAAUUUGGAUGUAA